Messenger RNA from Lucilia cuprina (Australian sheep blowfly), 370 nucleotides. RefSeq lists its product as uncharacterized. Bases 23 to 370 code for a protein of 115 amino acids. The transcript has 2 exons. The record is from RefSeq and is a predicted model, not a curated record. Lineage: Eukaryota; Metazoa; Arthropoda; Insecta; Diptera; Calliphoridae.
GGUGUUUGCAAGUCAUAGAGCAAUGACUGAAAUAAAGGAUAAAGACAAGGAUAAGUUAAAAAUCGAGGAUAUAAAAAAGGAUAAAAGAAAAGAAUUUGCAAGUAAAGAAAAAUCACUAACUUGUAUGAAUCAAAAACGCUUACAAUUAUGUGCCUGGGUUUUACUAACUGUUGGACUUUGUAUUGUUGUUACCACAUUUUAUUUGGCCAUACAACAAAAUCCCAGCUAUAAUAAAUCCGUAGCAGCUGGUGGAAAAUUAUUGGAUGAUGUUUCAGAUUUAUUACCAAAUAAUGAGGAGGAUCACUAUGGUGGCACCGGCCACUUUAGCCUUGAGGAUGAAGCAUUAAGUUCUAAUAAAAGCGGACGGUAA